AUCCGACCCGCGGGCGGAGACGCGUGUGUCGGGCUCAAAGCUCUAUCAAAAACCGUUUUUAACAUUCAAAUCUGUGAUCGUGUUUUCAAGGGUUUAUCAAAAUGUCAUCGGAUCCCGCACCUCUAUCUAAGACUGCUAAAUAUAAGAAGAUAACUAAGCCUCUACUUGAAAGAAAACGUCGCGCACGCAUUAAUCGAUGUCUUGAUGAACUGAAGGAUUUAAUGGUCGGCGCCUUGGAGAUCGAUGACGACAACUUAAGCAAGUUGGAAAAGGCAGAUAUCCUUGAGUUAACUGUUAAUCAUCUCACGAAGUUGCAUAGACCUAAGGAUCCGGUUUUGGAGGCGAAGAAAUUUCAAGCGGGGUUUGGUCAAUGUGCGGCUGAAGCGUGCAGAUUUAUAAUGUCAGUGCCGGAUUUAGACUCAAAAGUGAGUCAAAAUUUAGUUGGGCACCUAUCGAGAUUGAUAACCGCUCAACCGCUGACAAUUCAAGUACCAGAGAGACCAACUUUUUCUCCACCAAUAUCACCUUCUUCAGUAGCUUCAGACAGACACCACUAUUACAGCGACCAUGAGAGAUCUUCAUCCGAUGCCGAAGAUUCAGUCUAUUCAGCCGACAGCGCACCCAAACAGUGGUCAUUUGGAAGACCAAAUAAUAAUAAACAAAACGUUUCUAUUGCCGGUCUUUUAACAACAGUCGAUAAACUGGUUUCGCAUCAUGGCUCCGAACAGGGUUCAAUAAAUGGCCACCGAAAUGGAACUUACUUCAACAAAGUACCGGCUGAGGCGAAAGACGUAAUAUUACAAAAAAUCAGACAACACAUCAUGGACAAACGGGGAAAUGAAAACAUUGCUAACGUCGAUAUCAAUACGAAUUCAGAACUGCCUGUCGAACCUCGUUAUGCAAGAGAUGAAGCUUACAGAAACGAGAUUGCGUAUCAUUAUCCUACACCAAAUAAUUUCCCAAGCAGUAACGACACCUUAGAUCUGCGAAAAAUUCGUUCACCAAUCAAAUCAUCUACACACUCUCCAAAAGAUCAAACUGAAUAUAGGAGCCCAAAUAGAGAACCACCUGUGGUAGAAAAAAAACCCGAAGCGAGCAUCAAUGUACCGGAAUAUUGUGCUUUGCCAAUGGAUUACAGCAAUUUGCCACCUAAAAAGAAAAGAAAAUUAAUCGAAUACCAAGAGUAUAAAAAACAAGAAGAAGCAAGGCGACAGCUCGAUGCUUUUUAUGCGGAGAAAAAAGAUCGCCGAGAUGGACCACCGGUGGACCUUGAAAUAGAUGCAAACAAAUGGCGCCCAUGGUAGUACUUUUUAUGAUAAUUAGGCAACCAGCAAUGUAGAUAACAUUGCGUAGUUAGACACAUAUAAUUGUUCCUUGGAGAGGAUUAGGACCAUUGUGCCUAUAAUUCCUGUAUUAAGAUAAACGAUGUCUAUUAUAAAGUAUAACUACGCAUUUUAUCUAUCACUUCAUUGUUGUGAUACUAAUUCUUCCAUGAUAAAGCUUUAAUUCGUUGUAACUUGUUAUAUUAUUAGUUUAAGUAUUAUAUUACACAGAUGUGCCUUAUUUAAGCGUAUAAGUUAAGAAUUUGAAAUAUAUGUAAAUGUGCCAUGUAUUUGAUCUCCAAGUCUUCCUGAUAUUUGAAAACAUAUGGUUAAUCUUUUUUUUUUAUCUGUAUGUUAUUGUUUUGAAUUACUUUCGAAACAUUUG
This is a messenger RNA of Nymphalis io (European peacock), 1707 nucleotides long. RefSeq lists its product as uncharacterized. Gene Ontology annotation, molecular function: protein dimerization activity; DNA-binding transcription factor activity, RNA polymerase II-specific; RNA polymerase II cis-regulatory region sequence-specific DNA binding. Bases 102 to 1304 code for a protein of 400 amino acids. The transcript has 3 exons. Gene Ontology annotation, cellular component: nucleus. The record is from RefSeq and is a predicted model, not a curated record. Gene Ontology annotation, biological process: anterior/posterior pattern specification; regulation of neurogenesis; regulation of transcription by RNA polymerase II. Lineage: Eukaryota; Metazoa; Arthropoda; Insecta; Lepidoptera; Nymphalidae.